AUGGAGGAGGCUGGUAACGAGAAGUUCCUAUCAAGAAGGCGUUCUGCUGCCCUUAAAGCUUUUAAAGUGAAAGAUGAACGAGUAGCAACAUUUAAAAAAGUAGCAGCGAUUUUACAAAAAUCUGAAACCGACAGAACCGCAGAGGAAACGGGGAUUCUUCUUUCCUGCAGUGACGUAGUGAAAGAGGUUAAUUUAAGACAACAGAAAAGACACAGAGUAAAAGCAAGAUUGGAAGAGGUCGAAGAUGCGCCAGAAAUUUUGGAAGAAAAGUGUAUGCGAUUAGCAGCUGCGAUUAGCAGAGCGACAUCGCUAGCUGUUUAUACUGGUGCAGGCAUUAGUACAGCUGCUUCUAUUCCAGAUUAUAGAGGAACUAACGGUGUUUGGACUCGUUUACAACAAGGAAAAGAUAUCGGAAAUCAUGAUCUAAGUCAAGCGGAACCAACAGUGACUCAUAUGGCUCUGUAUGCUUUAUACAAGGCACGAGUUUUAAAACACGUAGUUUCCCAGAAUUGCGAUGGACUUCAUUUACGCAGUGGGAUACCUCGCACAUUUUUAUCCGAGGUUCAUGGGAAUAUGUACGUGGAAGUUUGUAGAGUGUGUAAACCAUUUAGAGAAUAUUGGAGAUUGUUCGACGUUACGGAGAAAACUGCACGAUAUUCUCACGGUACUGGUAGAUUGUGUCACAGAUGUAAUUCUGUUUUGCAAGAUUCAAUUGUUCAUUUUGGUGAAAGAGGCAAUCUUCCGUGGCCGAUAAAUUGGAAUGGCGCUACGAGAGCAGCAAAACAGGCAGACGUUAUAUUAUGUUUGGGUUCUAGUUUGAAAGUUUUAAAAAAGUAUCCGUGGUUGUGGCAAAUGGAUAGGCCGAUUCAUAAACGUCCGUCACUAUACAUUGUAAAUUUACAGUGGACUCCGAAAGAUGAGAACGCGGUCUUGAAAGUAAAUGGAAAAUGCGACGAAGUCAUGAAAAGGGUUAUGACUCAUCUCGGGUUGGAAAUACCACUGUAUAAUCGUGCCAAGGAUCCAAUAUUUUUUCAUGCUAUACAGCUCGGAAAUAAUGAACAGUAUACGAUGAGUCAACCGUGUUUAGAAGAGCCGUGUAAUAUCGAUUGCAAGGAGUUGAGUAAAAUCAGUGGUGAUUUUUGCAAAGAUAUUUCUCCCCAAAUAAAAGAGGAAGAGGAAGAAGAUUGCAUCUCGCCCAAAAUAAUAACUGAAUCAAUGUCCGCUUAUCCAGCGCCAUUUUUUACAGCAUUACCAUUUCUGUCCAUGGGUUUGCCAUUUCCACCAAUGUAUAUGUGCCCCCAAUUAACACCAUUUUUCUAUUAUCCGUUUAUACAAAUACCAAGUAUGACCAUGGACAUACAGAAACCCAAGCCAACUUGUACUUUUUGUAUGGAAAACGAAGGUUCCCUCACUUGUCUGUAUUACCAACGAGAAACGGACAUUUCCUUAAUAGGAGCCGAAAGCAAACAAAUGAAAGACGCAAAGACAUUAGUAAUUCAUACGGAUACACCGAUCGCACCUCCUAAAAAUCCUGGGUGGUUUGGCAAAGGGUAUCGUAAAGGCAUGAAAAAGAAGCGGUAGCAUUUACUCUCUAAUAUAUGGUAUAUGACUUUCUCUGUUAUUAUGUGAAUGUAUAACAUAUAGUAUAUAAUAUUGUACGUAAAUGCCUCCAUAUCAUGAUGAAAUAUGUGUACACAAUUUGCGAAUGUAUAGCGACUUAAUUCCAGUAUCCAAAAUUUUAAUAAUCAAAUUAAAUUAUGACAAUAGUUGUUAAGCUUUAAAGUAUAGACAGUCUAUAAUCAAUGAAACUUCCAAAACGUUUAUUUUCUAGUAAACCGAUUCGUUCAAUGAAUAUUUAUGUCCGAUAAGUUUUAUAUAAAAAUUGUUCAUUUAUAAAUUUUAAUAUUGAUUUUCUAUGAAGUAUGCUUAAUUCGAAGUUAUUGUAUUGUUAUCGUAUAAGUCAAUUAUGUUGUGAUUUUUAAUUAUAAGGUUUUAUUUAAGCAGAUAAGUGUUGUGCAGAUCACGGUAAAUUCCUAGUGACCAAAGUGAUAAUUUUUUAAUACGUUUUAUUUGUUUUAUUAAUUGCUUUAUAUUCGCAGUGGCGGAUAAAAUGGAGGGAAACUAGAGAGACUAGUGCCUCCCCCCUUUCUAUUGAUCAACAAACAAAUGUACUAUCUAAAUUUUAAAGCAAUUUCUUUGUUCGUUAACAAAUGUUGAACAAUCAUCGAAAUUUUGAUAUUUCUAUUUAUAAUUUCUUUUUAAUUAUUUCGUGAUUUUUUUAUUAGUCUCCCCCCUUGAGUUUCUCUAGAUCCACCACUGUAUAUAUUUGUAUAGUUGAAUGUAUAACAUCUUUUUUUUUUUCUUUUAAAAUUGUUUUUAUAAGUAUUGCAUGCAUAAAGCUUCCCAGAUUAUUUCACUGUAUUAAUUUAUCAUUCCAAUUUUGUAAACAUGA
This is a messenger RNA of Colletes gigas, 2452 nucleotides long. RefSeq names its product NAD-dependent protein deacetylase sirtuin-7 (gene Sirt7). The transcript has 4 exons. The coding region runs from base 1 to 1581 and encodes 526 amino acids. Lineage: Eukaryota; Metazoa; Arthropoda; Insecta; Hymenoptera; Colletidae. The record is from RefSeq and is a predicted model, not a curated record. Gene Ontology annotation, molecular function: NAD+ binding.